Molecule: messenger RNA, 1530 nt
Organism: Lipotes vexillifer (Yangtze River dolphin)
Lineage: Eukaryota; Metazoa; Chordata; Mammalia; Artiodactyla; Lipotidae
Gene: ADA2
Product: adenosine deaminase 2
Biological process (GO): inosine biosynthetic process; adenosine catabolic process
Molecular function (GO): adenosine deaminase activity
Source: RefSeq, a predicted model, not a curated record
AUGUCUGUGUCAGGGCGGCCAGCCCUGUCCACGCUGCUGCUGGCCGUGGCCAUGUCUUCUUUCCGCUCGGCCACAUCCGGAGACGAAGCACGAAACCGGCUGUUGAUGAGAGAGAAGAUGAUGCGUAUCGGGGGGCCGCUGGUGCUGAAGCAGGAGGAGGAGCUGGCCAACCAGAGGCUCGGGGCCCUCAAGGAGGCUGAGAUGCAGGAGGCCCUGUGGGCGGGGAGCAUCCCACCCAGCAUGCACUUCUUCCAAGCCAAGAGCCUCAUUGAGAAAAGUGCAGUGUUCAACAUCCUGAAAAAGAUGCCAAAAGGGGCUGCUUUACAUGUCCACGACUUCAGCGUAGUCAGCGUGGACUGGCUGGUGAGAAACGCCACCUACAGGCCCCACUGCUAUUUCUGCCUCACCCCGAGGGGGACCCCGCAGUUCAGAUUUGCUCGCUCGACUCCCCCCACCCUGAACACAACAGAAUGUCCCGAGUGGGUUUUGCUGGAGAAGUUUCGAAAGGGGCUGCCGAACAUCACCGAGUUUGACCACAGCCUGCUGAGGAAUUUCACUCUGAUGACCGAGAACCCCCAGGCGACUUAUGCAAACCAAGACGUGGUCUGGGCCAAGUUCGAGACCAUCUUCUUAGCGAUCGCGGGCCUCGUGAGCUACGCCCCGGUAUUCAGAGACUACAUCUCCCAGGGCCUGGAGGAGUUCUACCAGGACAAUGUGCUGUACCUGGAGCUCAGAGCCAUGCUGUACCCGGUGUAUGAACUGAACGGGACGGUCUACAGCCCAGAGUGAUCGGUGAGGUUGUACGAAGAGGUGGCUCGUAAUUUUGCAAAAGAGCAUCCUGGGUUUAUUGGAAUCAAACUCAUUUAUUAGGAUCACAGGUCCAAAGAUGCGUCCACCAUCACGAAAUCCAUCCAGACAGCCAUGGAACUUCGAGCCAAGUUCCCCGGGAUGGUGGCGGGGUUUGACCUGGUGGGGCGAGAGGACACGGGCCACUCCCUAGACUACAAGGAGGUUUUGAUGAUUCCAGCCUCGCGGGGCAUUAAGCUGCCUUACCUCUUCCACGCCGGAGAGACAGACUGGCGGGGCACCUCUGCGGACAGAAACGUUCUGGAUGCCCUGUUACUGAACUCGACCAGGAUUGGCCAUGGGUUUGCUUUGAGCAAACGCCCGGCCGUCUGGGCUGAGGCUCGGAAGGACAUCCCCGUCGAGGUCUGUCCCAUCUCCAACCAGGUUCUGAAGCUGGUGUCUGACCUAAGAAACCACUCUGCAGCUGUGCUGAUGGCCACCGGGUACCCCAUGGUCAUCAGCUCUGAUGACCCCGCUACUUUUGGAGCCAAAGGCUUGUCCUAUGAUUUCUAGGAGGCCUUCAUGGGCAUCGGGGGGAUGACAGCCGACCUGAGGACACUCAGACAGCUGGCCAUGAACUCCAUCAGGUACAGCGCCCUGUCGGAGCCGGAGAAACUGUUUGCCAUGGCAACCUGGGAGGAGAGGUGGCAGGAGUUUGUGGCCCAGCUGGCAAGGGGCCCCUAG